Messenger RNA from Pisolithus orientalis, 492 nucleotides. RefSeq lists its product as uncharacterized. Bases 1 to 492 code for a protein of 163 amino acids. The record is from RefSeq and is a predicted model, not a curated record. NCBI's taxonomy places the organism in Eukaryota, Fungi, Basidiomycota, Agaricomycetes, Boletales, Pisolithaceae. The transcript is spliced from 5 exons.
AUGUCUUUGUAUGACACUGCAGAUCACAGCACAGUGUGUGAUAUAGCAGAUGGAGGAAACCACUCAGUCUACCCAACCAAGAUUCCCCUUCCUCUGGUGCAAUGUAAGAAAAGGAUUCAACCUCAGAUGCCGGAUGCUUGGCAUCAUUCUGGCAACAAGCGAAAUGUUAGAAAAGGAUUCAACCUCAGAUUCCAGAUGCUCAGCAUCAAUCUGGCCACAAGUCUACCCAACCAAGAUUAUCCUUCCUCCAGCAAAAUGUUAGAAAAGGAUUCAACCCCAGAUGCAAGAUGCUUGGCAUCAAUCUGGCCACCAGGUGAAGUGGAACACAGAACCAACUCAGUCCACCCAACCAAGAUUACCCCUCCUCCGGUGCAAUGUAAGAAAAGGAUCAUGCCUCAGAUGGAAGAUGCUUGGCAUCAGUCUGGCCACCAGAUGAAGUGGAGCACAAUGACAACGAGAAUGAUGAUGGCCAUGCCACCACCACACACAUGA